Molecule: messenger RNA, 4481 nt
Organism: Oncorhynchus gorbuscha (pink salmon)
Lineage: Eukaryota; Metazoa; Chordata; Actinopteri; Salmoniformes; Salmonidae
Exons: 3
Coding region: 226-3009 (927 amino acids)
Biological process (GO): positive regulation of translation; positive regulation of cell size
Source: RefSeq, a predicted model, not a curated record
GGUGGAGGAGGAGGAGGAGGCAGACAAGAAGGUGAAGGUAGAGGAGGAGGUGAAGGCAGAGGAGGUGGAGGAGGAGGAGGCAUUGAAGCUGAAGCUGGUCACACUCACAGGGCCCCACAGAGGAGGCCAGUGUUCACAGGGCAGGGUCAGAAUGCCCAACCUCAGCCAGACCUAUUUAGCCCUAGCCAAACCUAUGAAUACAACCCUGCCCAGUGGAGCUGGCCAAUGGAGCCCUCAGGCCCUGGUCUGAGACACUAUUCCCCUGUGAGAGAACAAUGUGGCUGUGUGGGACAGGGUGGAGGUGACGCUGUUGGGACGGCGACCGGGACACACCCCUUCAACAGCAGCAGACAUGCGUCAGCCUUGUCACUCCUGGCGGACCCAGAGCCGGCAUACAGACAGACUAGCUACAACUACGAUCCAGAGGGGCGCAGGCAGGCUAGUUAUGGAGCGGAAGAGCAGAUCUGGGGUCAGUCAAAACACAGACAGGCCAGCUGCAGUUACAGUACAGAAGACAAACCGAUACGCAGGCAGGCUAGUUAUGGAGUGGAAGAACAGAUCUGGGGUCAGUCAAAACACAGACAGGCCAGCUGCAGCUACAGUUUGAGGCUAGAAAGACAGACUAGCUACGGUCCACAGGAACUACACAGACAGGCUAGCUACAGCUACAGUCCAGAAGACAAGCCAAUACACGGACAGACUAGCUACUGUCCAGAAGAACAGGUCUGGGAUCAGUCGAAACACAGACAGGCUAGUUAUAGUCCAGAAGACAAACCGAUACACGGACAGACUAGCUACGGUCCAGAAGACAAGAUCUGGGAUCAGCCGAAACACAGACAGGCUAGUUAUAGUCCAGAAGACAAACCGAUACACGGACAGACUAGCUACUGUCCAGAAGAACAGGUCUGGGAUCAGCCGAAACACAGACAGGCUAGCUACAGUUACAGUACAGAAAGGCAGGACUGGAGAUUUACUGCUGGUUGUCAACACAAUCAUUUGGACAGGUGUGUACCACUGGAACAAGGACAUUUACACUCCCACAUGCCAAAUGGAUGCUGUGGCAUUGGUGGUCCAAGUCCCAGGUCUGUGUCCUCUCAGGGCAGGGGAGAUAGAGCUAACCACCAGGAGAGGACUACUAGAUUAAAGGCUGGAGGAGUUGGAGGUGAGCAAGGAGAAGACGGCUGUAAUGGACAACAUGUCCCUGCUGGCUCUAGCUCUGAGGGUUUGGUCAGGAAGAAGCAGGGUUUGGUCUGGAAGAACCAGGGUUUGCUCCGGAAGAAGGAGGGUUCAGUCAGGGAGAAGGAGGGUUCGGUCCUGGAGAACCAGAAUUUGAUCCGGGAGAAUGAAUGUGCGGUCCAUGAGAACCGCGGUUCAACCCAGGAGAACCAGGGUUCGAUCUGGGAGAAGGAGGAUUCAGUCCAGGGGAAGAAGGGUUCGGUCCAGGAGAAGGAGGUUUCAGUCAGGGAGAAGAAGGGUUCUGUCCUGGAGAACCAGGGUUCGAUCCAGGAGAAGGAGGUUUCAGUCCAGGCGAAGAAGGGUUCGGUCCUGGAGAACCAGGGUUCGAUCCGGGAGAAGGAGGUUUCAGUCCGGACGAAGGAGGGUUCUGUCUGUGAGCAGAUCAGACAGGUGGUGUCAGACCUGGAGGGGGUCCUGGGUGGUCUCAAACAAGUCCACGUGGAGAUGAAGGAGGUGGUCCAACAGAUAGAUCGUCUGACAGCUAACAUUGACCUGGAAGAGGAAGAGGGAUCAUGUAACAAGUCCCCUAGUCGUGGUGACGGUCACCUCAACCCCAGAGACUGUAAAGGUGGUGACAGUCACCCCAACCCCAGAGAUUGUAAAGGUGGUGACAGUCACCCCAACCCCAGAGACUGUAAAGGUGGUCACAGUCACCCCAACCCCAGAGACUGUAAAGGUGGUGACAGUCACCCCAACCCCAGAGACUGUAAAGGUGGUGACAGUCACCCCAACCCCAGAGACUGUAAAGGUGGUGACGGUCAACUCAACCCCAGAGACUAUAAAGGUGGUGACGGUCACCCCAACCUCAGAGACUGUAAAGGUGGUGACAGUCACCCCAACUCCAGAGACUGUAAAGGAGUCCUGAUGUUCAACCAGGGAGACCAGAGACCACACUACAGAGACAUGGACCGUAUCGUCAACCAGAAGACUACUAGGGUCCAGGUACACACCAACUGGACUGGUACAGGGGACCUGGUCCACAACCAUAAGACUCCUGGGAACCAUGGACCACAGUGCAACGACAUGGAUCAUACUGUCACCAUACAUGACCCUCCUCCCGACCCCAGAGACGUCCCUGGGGUCCUGGUGUACAGACAGAAGACGAAUGGAGAUCAGGGAGUCUCCCUACUGUACAGACAACCUGACCAUACUGUCACCAUACAUGACCCUCCUCCCGACCCCAGAGACGUCCCUGGGGUCCUGGUGUACAGACAGAAGACUAAUGGAGAUCAGGGAGUCUCCCUACUGUACAGACAACCUGACCAUACUGUCACCAUAGGAACUAACUCCAUGUCUCCUGUCCUCACCGCAUCUGUCAUCAAGACCAACCGGGUUGGGGUCACAGCCCUGAGCCCCAUGGGCCCUCUGAGCACCUCCAAAGACCCCAAACAGGACAGACGGGGGCUCAACGGACACCCUCCUCUACCCGGUCCAGGUAGAGAACUGAACCAUGUGGCCCCCCAGACCCCCCCAGAGCUAGAAAUGACCCCCUCCCUACCCCUGCCCCUAUGGACUCAACUGUCUGACCAUAAAGCCAUGGUCGGAUACAGUGUCCCCACUCUUAGGAUCCAGAAAUCUCCACUGUACCCCCGCCACAACGGACGGGUGGAGAGGCUCAGUAAGAGUCCGGCUCAACCAACCUACCCUGCCCACCCAGCACUGCCGGUCCUGCCCCACCUGGCCCAGCCAUCCUACCCUACCCACCCUACCCACCCAACCCUCCCUGCCCUGCCUCCCAGUGACUUGAAGACACCUCCCUACAGCAUGGUAUGAGGGGACAGCCUCACUGCCAUGGGAGCCUGGAACAUAUAAUACAAGGACAGAACUACACUGAUAAGUAGUCUGAGAAGGAAAGCUUGCGGAGCCCUGACAUGGUGAAGAGAUGUCAGUCAGUGGUGGACACAGUCAGUGGUGGACACGGUCAGUGGUGGACACGGUCAGAGCUCGCCCUGAAGAGGGGGCUAUUUCCAAGGGAAAACGCUCCAGACAAACAGGAGGGGAAUUCCACAUGAAAGCCAGCGAUGCACAGGCCUUGAGACGCACAGUAUGAAGCAAGCACUUCGACAUACAUGAACAUGUAUGUGUGGUGUCUGGGGGGGUUGGCAAAAACUCAAGACAUCAAAAACUGACUGUGUCACAUUUCUUACCUUUGUGUAUGAAAUAAAGAUAGCAGUGACCUAAUAAUUGGUAUUAAUAUUGAUUUGAAAUGUUUUAUGUUCUGUUCUGGCCCCCGUUGCGUGUUUCCACUCUCCUUAGCUGUCUUUAUUCCAUGGUAUUCUGUGUCUAAACGGCCUUUUCUGCACCUGAAAUGACAAGUUAUUCCCUAAAUAGGUCCCUAUGGGUCCUGAUCAACAGUAGUGGACUAAAUAAGGAAUAGGGUGUCCUUUAAAACCCUGUCUUUAUGAUAUGGAUCAAACUACUGCAUGUUGGAAUCGUCUGCAGGUAGGCCUGCUACUCUCUCUGUCUCUCUGUUUAUUAAAAAUCGUGUCUGAGAGUUUCACCAUUUCUCUCCCAGAGCCCCUACAGAUAGGAUGAGACACCCCUCUGUCUAUGGCUGCGUUUACACAGGCAGCACAAUUCUGUUACUUUUUCCACUAAUUGUUAUUUUUGACCAAUCACAUCAGAUCUUUUCACAUCAAAUAUAUUUUUCUGAGUUGAUCUGAUUGGUCAAAACACCAAUUUGUGAAGAAAAAAAAAAGAUACGAAUUGGGCUGCCUGUGUAAACGCAGCUCUGUUUCCUCACCACAGAACAGCUCUGUUUCUCCUCUUUCCUCUGUUGACCUCAAGCCCAGUUUCCUCCCCUCACUCUCGUCUCCUCCACCCUUACUGCAGAACAGCUCUCUUUCUCCUCCUCAAGCCCGGUUUCCUCCCCUCACUCUCGUCUCCUCCACCCUCACUGCAGAACAGCUCUCUUUCUCCUCCUCAAGCCCGGUUUCCUCCCAUCUCCUCCACCCUCACUGCAGAACAGCCCUCUUUCUCCUCCUCAAUCCCGGUUGACUGAUAACCAAUGUACUGAGUCUGUACCACUACAAACUGUUAGAGAGACUUUAUCACAGUGUUACGUAAUUCCGGACGGAUUCUUGCUUGCUUGAACACCAAUAAUUCAGAUACACAUGAAAACAUGAAAUGAGCCAGGGAAUCGGUAGAACAUCACUCAGAGAUGCACAAAAAACAGUAUAACAUUCAAAAUGGGGUGAACCUUUCCUUUUAGCAAAAUCUGAAUAAAAUGUUUGAAAUCUUCCAAU